UCUCUCUCUCUCUCUCUCUCUCUCUCUCCCUCGCUCUCUCGCUCGCUGUCCCCUCUUCCUUUACCUUUACCCCUCGCAUUUGGCCGUCUCCCCCAGCACAAUCAUGGAUCUCGUGGCGAGAUGUUUGUUUCUCCUUCCCUGCCUCGCCGUGAUACUGGCACUCGAUUUGGAGGCGAUCGACCCCAGCUACUUCGUGGAGCCCGCUGCCACAUCAGAUGUGAUCGACUACAAGGAUCCCUGCAAAGCUGCUGCCUUUCUGGGAGACAUCGCUCUGGAUGAGGAGGACCUGCGAUCAUUUAAAGUGGAUAGAAUCAUAGAUUUGGCCUCCAGAACUGUUCGGAGCGUUAAUCGCACAAGCACAGCAUCAACCAAUCAGAAUAGCCAAACCCGACAAGGCUCUCGCCGCAGGAAACGGGCCGCCACGUCCAGACCUGAGCGCGUUUGGCCCGAAGGUGUUAUUCCGUAUGUCAUCAGCGGUAAUUUCAGUGGCAGUCAGCGGGCUAUAUUCCGCCAAGCCAUGCGGCACUGGGAGAAACACACCUGCGUGACCUUUAUUGAGAGGACGCAGGAGGAGAGCUACAUUGUCUUCACCUACCGACCAUGUGGGUGCUGCUCCUACGUGGGCCGCCGCGGAGGAGGCCCGCAGGCCAUUUCCAUUGGGAAGAACUGCGACAAGUUUGGCAUCGUGGUGCACGAGCUGGGACACGUGAUCGGGUUCUGGCACGAACACACGCGGCCCGAUCGAGACGAACACGUCAGCAUUAUCAGAGACAACAUUCAGCCAGGACAGGAGUACAACUUUUUGAAAAUGGAGCCCGGGGAGGUGGAUUCCUUAGGAGAAGUCUACGAUUUCGACAGUAUCAUGCACUAUGCCCGGAAUACGUUCUCCAGGGGCAUCUUCCUGGACACCAUCCUGCCGCGCUAUGAUGUGAACGGUGUGCGACCACCCAUUGGCCAGAGAACCAGACUUAGCAAAGGGGAUAUCGCACAGGCACGCAAACUCUACAAAUGCUCCAGAUGUGGCGACAGUCUCCAGGAUAGCAGCGGCAAUUUUUCCUCUCCGGGUUUCCCCAACGGCUACUCGGCCUACAUGCACUGCAUCUGGAGAAUAUCCGUCACGCCCGGAGAAAAGAUCAUUCUGAACUUCACCUCCAUGGAUCUAUACAGGAGCCACCUGUGCUGGUAUGACCAUGUGGAAAUCCGCGAUGGCUAUUGGAGGAAGGCGCCGCUCCAUGGGCGUUUUUGCGGCGACAAACUCCCCGAGCCAAUCAUCUCCACCGACAGCCGGCUCUGGAUCGAGUUCCGCAGCAGCAGCAACUGGGUGGGAAAAGGUUUCUCCGCCGUUUAUGAGGCCAUCUGUGGUGGGGAGGUGAAGAAGGACAGCGGCCAGAUCCAGUCCCCCAACUACCCCGACGACUACCGGCCGAACAAGGCGUGCGUGUGGAAGGUUACCGUAGCUCAGGGCUACCACGUCGGCCUCACCUUCCAGUCCUUUGAAAUCGAGAGACAUGACAGUUGCGCGUACGACUACCUGGAGGUGCGUGACGGGAACUCGGAGAACAGCCCCCUGCUGGGCCGCUUCUGCGGCUAUGACAAACCGGAUGACAUCAAAACCAGCUCCAACCAGCUGUGGAUGAAAUUUGUUUCAGAUGGCUCCGUCAACAAGGCCGGAUUUGCAGCCAACUUUUUCAAAGAGAUGGAUGAGUGCUCCAAGCCGGACAACGGUCGCUGUGAGCAACGCUGUGUCAACACGCUGGGCAGCUACAAGUGUGCCUGUGACCCGGGCUACGAGCUGGCCGCUGACAAGCGCAGCUGUGAGGCUGCCUGCGGAGGCUUCAUCACGAAGCUGAACGGCUCCAUCACCAGCCCCGGGUGGCCCAGGGAAUACCCCCCCAACAAGAACUGCAUCUGGCAGCUGGUCGCCCCAACGCAAUACCGCAUCACUCUGCUCUUUGACGUCUUCGAGACUGAGGGCAAUGACGUGAGCACUGGGGUUCUUAUGUAUCGGCGCUGGGUGGGUUUGUUCUGUUUUCCUUUUUUGGUCACCACCGCCACGCGUCUCGCUGUGAAAGCCAUGUAUCACGUCAAUGACCUCGCCGCCGAAAACGCCGCCGCCACUUCAUCCGGCUUAGUGGUCGCAAAGGGAUUUAAAGCGCAGUUCUUCUCCGACAAAGACGAGUGCUCCAAGGAGAACGGCGGCUGUCAGCACGAAUGCGUCAACACCUUCGGAAGCUACAGCUGCCAGUGCAGGAGCGGCUUUGUGCUGCACGAGAACAAGCACGACUGCAAAGAGGCCGGCUGCGAUCACACAGUGACCAGUGUGAGCGGUACCAUCACCAGUCCCAACUGGCCAGAUAAAUAUCCCAGCAAGAAGGCAUGCACCUGGGCGCUCACCACCACGCCCGGCCACCGCAUCAAAAUAGCUUUCAACGAGAUCGACAUGGAGGCUCAUCUGGAGUGCGCCUACGACCACAUCGAAAUCUACGACGGCAAAGACGGCAAAGCCCAAACUCUCGGUCGCUUCUGCGGCACAAAGAAGCCGCAGCCCAUCACGUCCAGCGGCAAUAAACUCUUCAUCCGCUUUUUCUCCGACAACUCUGUGCAGAAGAAAGGCUUUGAGGCGUCCCACAGCGCAGAGUGCGGCGGUCGCCUGAAGGCCGAGGUCAAGACCAAGGACCUGUUCUCCCACGCCCAGUUCGGGGACAACAACUACCCCGGAGCCUCCGACUGCCAGUGGGUCAUCUCGGCCGAGAAAGGUUACGGCGUGGAGCUCAUCUUCCAGACCUUCGAGAUCGAGGAGGAGGCAGACUGCGGCUACGACUACAUGGAGCUCUUUGACGGGGCUGACACCAAGUCUCCGCGGCUGGGACGCUACUGUGGCUCGGGGCCUCCCGAGGAGAUCUACUCAGCCGGCGACUCCAUCGUGAUCAAGUUCCGCUCGGAUGACACCAUCAACAAGAAAGGAUUCCACUUGCGCUACACCAGCACCAAGUUCCAGGACACGUUGCACUCGCGCAAGUGACGAGUGGGGGCCGCAAGGGGCCGCGCGGGGCAGAGGGCCACCCGGAGGGGCCCCAAAGGGAGGCUCCCGCCAACCGCUCGGAAACCUUCGGCCACCAACGCCAAUCAGACGCCGCAGAACAGCCGCAAGUCCGCCACCAAGCGCACCUCAGCUCCCAGGGGCUCCAGCUCCCCCCGCAGACUGUGAGGAGUAAAGCCAUUCUCCAAUACACCUUUUGACCUUUUUACGCUUAGGAUUGGGCUUUGGCGGACAGCGGCGCUGGAAGGGGGGAGUUUAUUGACCUGACCUCCCCCCUCCCAUUCUGGUUCACUCUGAUUUUUUUUUUUUUUUUUUAGUUUUUUUUUUUUUUUUCUUUUGAAAGGUGCCUCCCAACAUACGGCACAACACAAGGAAACCAGUGGAUUCUCAGGACCUGUAGGAAAAGGCAGGCAUCAGCAGGAUCGACCCCUGCUCUUGUCAACGCCGCACCAGAUCAGCAUCAUCAUUCUCAUCACGAAGGACUUGAGCGGAGAUGUGGGCCAUGUCGUGGGAGAGGAAGAAAGUGUACACGGGGGACAACAGCGGCUUGAUGUGUAACGGGCGGGCGCCGCGACGGCCACAUUCUCACUGUUAGCAUUAACCAAGGAACAUAAGGAAGCAGUUUUCUUAUUAAAGGACUAAUCAAUGAAAUGUG
Hippocampus comes (tiger tail seahorse) is the source of this 3695-nucleotide messenger RNA. RefSeq names its product bone morphogenetic protein 1a (gene bmp1a). Bases 104 to 3022 code for a protein of 972 amino acids. Gene Ontology annotation, molecular function: metalloendopeptidase activity; zinc ion binding; calcium ion binding. Lineage: Eukaryota; Metazoa; Chordata; Actinopteri; Syngnathiformes; Syngnathidae. The transcript has 19 exons. The record is from RefSeq and is a predicted model, not a curated record. Gene Ontology annotation, biological process: proteolysis.